GGUUGCGCUGCUUGCCAGUCCUCAUUCCUGACACGGCGAUCGUCGUUCGGUUCUUAACUCCUCUGGAACACACACAGAUACCAUUAUUUUAACAGGCUCCGUUCAGUGGCUUACCUGACUAUGGACGCGGAAAUAUAAGCACAUAGUUGUCCUUUAUAUCGUAUGUGUUAAAUGUGAUUGACUUGUUUUUAAUGACAGGUAGAAGUAUUCGCUUGUUAUCCGCUAGAGUAUCAUAAGGAGAAAGAAAAGUUUCUUAAACAUUAAAGCGUAGGCUCCAAGUUUUCUUUCAAAAUGUUUUAACACGUAUUUUCAAGGUGACAGCAAAGUGUUGAAGGAAGGAAAUUGAAUUAGAUCUGUGCGUACUCUACGGACUUUUAACCCAUAUUUAACUAACUUAGGAUGCAGCCAACAGCGAUUAGAUUGGCAAUGUUGCUGUUCUACGUGUCUUUUCUUCUGGCAACGGACUGGCCCUUGGCUACGUCAGCCACGACCCUGCAGCAGCAGAAGACGGUGAGCACCUUCACCCGCGAGAACAGCAGCAGCAUCACCAUCUCCAUCGGCAGCAGGAGGGCCCAGAGCACCAACAUGCAGCUGGGCAUGAGCCUCAGCGGCAGCAGCAGCAGCCCCGUGGAGCCCAUCAAGCCCCUACUGGACCUGAGUAACUCCGGGUCCGAGGACGAGGACGGGGAGACACCCCCCUACCCCAUCUUCGACGAGGCCGCCCCCAGGAACAUCUCCUCCAUGACAGGCAACGCCGCUUACCUGCACUGUCUCGUGCACAACCUGGGCAACAAAAGCGUAUCAUGGAUCCGGCAGCGAGACCUCCACAUCCUGACGGUGGGGCGAUACACCUACACCACGGAUCAGAGAUACGAAGUGAUCCAUUCGCAGGGAUCCAAGGACUGGAUCCUGAAAAUCAAGUACGCCCAGGUGCGAGAUUCUGGUAGAUACGAGUGCCAGGUGUCUACGAAGCCCGUCCGGUCCUAUAUCGUUGAACUGAACAUUUACGCUCCACAAGCCGAGAUCAUCGGGGCGCCGGACAUGCACGUAGAUAAAGGAUCGACGAUUAACUUGACGUGCGUAAUCGCCCACAGCCCAGAACCUCCGGCAUUUAUCUUUUGGUACCACAACGGAAAGGUCAUCAAUUACGACUCUCCAAGAGGAGGCAUUACGGUAGUGACCGAACGUGGUAAUUCUACGAGUGGAUAUCUUUUAAUACAGGAUGCUAGACCAUCGGACACCGGCAACUAUUCUUGCGCCCCUUCGAACACCGCAUAUACUACCCUGAGGGUCCACGUCCUCAAUGGCGAGACUCCGGCAGCGAUGCAGACGAACGGGGUCAUGUCCACAUUGGUCCCUCCAUCCAGCACCCUCCUGUGGCCCAUUCCACUUCACAUAAUGCUCCUGGACCUCUUCUUCCUGCUGUGGGAUCCACCACUGCAGAACCUCUUCAGGUGGGAAGGAGGUCCUUAAGAUUGCUGAACCAAGUCGUCGUCUGCGCAGAGAUGUCUCCACCGCACGUUCCAGCCAGUUACGCAGGAUCAAGGCCCUUCAAACAGAGUAUAUUUGAAGGACCUUGCGCAGAAUUAUUUGCAAUAACUUAAGCGCCGGAAUACGGGAGCGCCAAGAUGCGCCCAUUCUGGAGUAGUCCCUUGAAAACAGCGACCUCCAAGGAGUAUACAGAGGAGUAUUCAGUGUAUACUAUCGCUUAUUUGGGCGAUGUAUCUUAUUUCUUGUAAAUAGAAACAGGUGGUUGACUUUUAGUAAAUACAUAAUGUUGACUGUUUAUGCAGUUGCCUCUAUAAUUGGAAACGUACAGAGGUAUAUACACCCUAGAAACAGUAGUAUUUCGCACAUACCUGGAAAGUGCCUUGUACAUAGACUGAUCUCAAAAUGAUCCAGAUGUUGUGUAAGUGUCGGCAGAAAGUGGCAAGAGAAUUAUUUUAAUGUUAGUGCUCUUAAUGAUCAGUGUCUAAUUACCGAGUCUUCUUUCUAUCUUUAUGCGUGUAUAUACU
This is a messenger RNA of Macrobrachium nipponense, 2015 nucleotides long. Its product is annotated as zwei Ig domain protein zig-8-like. Lineage: Eukaryota; Metazoa; Arthropoda; Malacostraca; Decapoda; Palaemonidae. The transcript has 7 exons. The coding region runs from base 400 to 1473 and encodes 357 amino acids. Gene Ontology annotation, biological process: synapse organization. The record is from RefSeq and is a predicted model, not a curated record. Gene Ontology annotation, cellular component: neuron projection membrane.